AGCUUGGGUAACCGUCAAUGGUUGCAAGGGAAGAAUCUCACGACGGAUGUCGGCAUUGAGGCCUGAGACGAAGCAGCUGAGGAGAAAGUGCGGAGGGAGACCGACAACGCGGUUCGCGAGAUCCUCAAAUUCAGAAAGGUCCUAACGGAAAUGAGAAAAUAUUCCUAAAGUGGCAGACAAGAUCAAGGCACCGAUCCUUAGAUGUCCAGCUCAUCAAUUUCGGUUAUCCAGCUCAGCUUCUCUGCUCAAACGAAGUCUCUGAGGUAUGUUGGUAUCUUCUUCUUCCUUUUGGGUCUGCCUUCUGCUUCCUUGCUAUCAGGCACCCUCGACAUCGCCGGCCGCAUCGACGUCCUCGCCAACCGCCUCGCCCUCUGGUACGAGUACGCGCCCCUCAUCGCUUCCCUAAUCCGCGAAGGCUUUUCUCCUCCCACGAUCGAAGAAACCACCGGCAUCUCCGGCGUCGAGCAGAACCGCCUCAUCGUUGGCGCGCAGGUCCGCGACUCCCUCGUCCAGUCCAACGCUGACCCCGACCUCCUCGCCGCCUUCGAGACUGGCGGCGCCGAGCUCCUCUACGAGAUCCGCCUCCUCAGCGCCUCGCAGCGCGUCGCCGCCGCACGCUUCCUCGUCGAGAAUCGGUGCGACGGGAAGGCCGCGCAGGAGCUCGCACGUGCAAUGAAGGAUUUCCCUAGCAGGCGCGGGGAUAAGGGGUGGGAGAGCUUCGACUACACUCUCCCCGGAGAUUGUCUUUCUUUUAUGUAUUACCGGCAGGGUAAGGAGCAUAGGAACCCGUCGGAGCAGAGGACUUCGGCGCUGGAGCAGGCGCUGCGCGUGGCGGAGACGGAGGCGGCGAGGAAUGUGAUUUUGGAGGAGUUGGAGGGGAAGGGUGAGGAGGGGGAUACGGUGGGUGAAGGGGAGGCUGCGGCGCGUGUUUCGGUGGUGAGGCUGAGGAUUGGGGAGGUGGCGGAGGCGAGUUCGGUGGUGUUGUUGCCGGUCUCCGCGGCGGAGGAGAGGGAGAUUUUGGAGGCGCCGUUUGAGAGCAGAAGCCAGGGGGAGUUUGGUGUAGUGGUGGCGGAGAAGGGGUGGGGAAAAUGGGUGGUGUUGCCCUCGUGGGACCCAGUCGUUGGUUUAGGAAAAGGGGGUGUCGUGGUGUCAUUUCCCGAUGCUAGGGUUUUGCCGUGGAAGGUUAAUAGGUGGUAUAAGGAGGAGCCUAUAUUGGUGGUGGCUAACAGGAGUAACAGAGAGGUGGGUGCUGAUCAUGGGUUUUAUCUCGUGAAUAGUGAUGCUGAGGGUUUGAAGGUCCAAAGAGGUUUUGCAUUGAAGGAAAAGGGGUUCACUCAGAGUUUAGGAACUGUGUUAUUGGUUGUUAGACCGCCCAAAGAAGAGAAUGAUGAAUUGAGUGACGAAGAUUGGGAGUGAAACUCAAAUCAAAGGGAAGGGAAUGAAUUAGUUGCUUUAGAUAACCCCACAUUGUAUAUAUAUAUAUAUAUACACGUUAACUCAGCUCAAUCACCUGUCUUUGUUUUUUGUGCCAUGCAGAAUAAGGUUCUAUUAAUUAAUUUGGGAUUACAUGCAAUUUUCUCUUGUUUUCCAUACUUAAUAGAAAAGGAUUUAAUCGUUUUUGUUUCCUCUUUGAUGAUUCGCCGGAACAGUUGUUUUUGCUAUGUAAAUGACUAAAUGAGGGGAGAUAUUAUGACAUAGUCAUCUA
Glycine soja is the source of this 1705-nucleotide messenger RNA. RefSeq names its product rubisco accumulation factor 1.1, chloroplastic-like. The record is from RefSeq and is a predicted model, not a curated record. Gene Ontology annotation, cellular component: chloroplast. The transcript is spliced from 2 exons. Lineage: Eukaryota; Viridiplantae; Streptophyta; Magnoliopsida; Fabales; Fabaceae. The coding region runs from base 202 to 1416 and encodes 404 amino acids.